UGAGACAUCAAGAUGGCUGCCGAAUUUUUCUGAAAAGUGAAUCAAGCAGAAAACUCAUUAAUUUCAAGGAUUUAUAUGAAUAAUAUACAUAUUUUCGGUAACUAAGUGCAAUGAAUAGAAUUUGUCGAUACCAAGGAAGGUGACAGGUAUAACAAAAUUGAUGUACCAUGGCUCAGGCUAGGCAAAUAAAAUGUGUGGUAGUUGGAGAUGGAACAGUUGGCAAGACAUGUAUGCUCAUAUCCUUCACAACAGAUAGCUUCCCAGGAGAAUAUGUACCUACUGUGUUUGAUAACUAUACUGCGUCAUUGACUGUUGAUACAGUGCCCGUCAACUUAGGAUUAUGGGAUACCGCCGGACAGGAAGAUUAUGACAGAUUACGCCCUCUAUCUUACCCUCAAACAGAUGUGUUCCUAGUAUGCUUUAGUGUGAUCAGUCCCUCAUCAUUUGAAAAUGUAAAUACAAAGUGGAUGCCAGAGAUUAAACAUCACUGCCCAGAGGCCCCAGUGUUGCUCAUAGGUACAAAAAUUGAUUUACGAGAGAACAAAGAGGCUAUAGGUCUACUGGUAUCCCAGGGUUUGUCUCCAAUAAAGAGAGAACAGGGCAUUAAAAUGGCAUCUAAAAUAAAGGCAGUAAAAUAUAUAGAAUGCUCGGCUCUUACACAAAGAGGAUUAAAACAGGUGUUUGAUGAAGCAGUUAGGGGAGUAUUACAACCUUCAUCCCAUAAUCGUAGAGACCACAAAUGUAGGUUACUUUAGUAACCCAGCAAUGCUCUCACAAUGGUCAUGUAUUGAAACUUAAAUUACUCAGUGAAAGGAGAGAUUGAGCAAGGAAUAGAGUAUACAGUCAUGUAGUCAACACUCUAAAUUGUAUAGAAAUGCAAGAAAAUCGGGCAGUUUAUUCAAAUUUUAGAGAGAAACGUGUGAAAAUGAGAGAAAUCAGACAUGACCGGAGUGGUGUUUUAAGUGUGGUUUUACUAUAAUCAGUGA
Owenia fusiformis is the source of this 986-nucleotide messenger RNA. The record is from the annotation of a GenBank genome assembly. NCBI's taxonomy places the organism in Eukaryota, Metazoa, Annelida, Polychaeta, Sabellida, Oweniidae.